AUGUCUGAGAACUGUCAUGUGGUACAAGAGUGCUUUGAAAUGAACUGGUCACUAAAGAAGUAUGAAGAGAUAGUUGAAAGACUCUCGACGCCAACAUUUAGUUGUAGUUCAACAGAGAAACUACCUCCACUGCCACCUAUAGCGAAGCCCGAAGUCCCAUCGCCACUGUAUGCUAUGGUCACACGGAAUGCUACACAUCCACCUUUAAUGAAUUCCUUUACCCUGACUAAAGCUUCCCCAUUCAAGGAACAGAAAUACUGGCGUUCACCUAGUCAAUCUAUUGGGAACAAUUUUUCUCCAAAUGCUGCUAACUUAUCAAUGCAAAGCCUAGCAAAAUGUGAUGGAUUAUUUAAAAUCCGUCCCAGAAAAAUAAAAGAAAAGGACGAAUCUAAGAGCAGGAAACGUUUUAGAGUUAUGUCCCCAGAGGAGCAAAUCGAUCAAAUGAAAACCUUGGAGAAAGAAAGAAAUACUAACCGUCAGAAGCCAUCAGAAAGAGAUAUAGAAAGAUAUACUUACUAUAUAAAUAAAGGUAUACCAGAUUUUAUGCUUGCUCCAUUACCAAAUGAACUAUGGGAAAGUUUACAAAAAUACCUACCACUGAGUUUAACAUUGACAUGGGCAACUCAAAUAGUUGAUUUACAACAAGAAAUACAUGAUGAUUAUGUAUAUGCUGUAAAAAAUCUAUCGGCGGUUUACAAUCAUAGACCAGUCGACUACAUUCUACUAGAUCCAGAGGAAAGAAAAAGAUUGUUUAUUGAAUCGUUGCCUAUUCCAUACCCAAACUUCGUUAUUCGAGCUCCUGUUCCAUGGCAUACAACACGUAAAAAAGCAUAUGAAUUCUGUGAACAAUAUUUAUUUACAAUUGGCCCAAUACCAUUAGCACUACAAAAAAUUUGGUGCACAGAAUUUUCUCAUCUACGUUUUGUAAAUUAUGAUGAAUUAGUAAAUCUUCCAGAACCUUUGGAACCAAUAGAAUUCGAAAAACGUAUCAUUCAACAAUGUCAAAGAACAAGAGAAAUAUUACGUAAAAAUUGGAUACCAACAUGUGCAAAGACUAUUACUGAGUUAAGUAAUACAUGGUCUCAUUUAAUGCCAGUUAGUUCAUCUGAUUCAAUGGAGUUAGUUCGAUUAUUUUUCGCAUGUAUAUCAGCCUUAAUGUCUCGACAGUUACGUGAUAUUGUAAAUAUAUCUUUACAAGAUUUACUAAAGGUAUUACAAAUUCAUGAAGAACAAUAUGACGAACUGAAAUAUUCGCAUAGAUCACCAAUUUUAUUAAAAUUACAUAUAUCUGAUCCAAAAAUUAUAUUUAUACCUAGUUUUCGUGAAAUUCGAGACUGUCUAUUACAUUGUUUCCAAGCAAUAACAAAUGCUGCGGAAAAUUUGCCUAGAGUUGAAGUGGAUAUUUUCCCGGAACUAAGCUCACAUUCAUUAUACUUACGUUCAGUAACAUUUAGUGAUCAAUCAAUAAUUGAAUAUACAGAUCAAGCAAUGAUUAUUUUUCGUGCUAAUUCAAUAGGACCAAAAGAUUAUUUGGAACUAUAUCGUCCAUAUAGUAAUUUAUUUAAUAAUAAAGCAGAAUUAGAAUUGAAAAAUUUUCUAAAAGAACGUCAUUCAUUAUUAGCUAUUAAAAAGAAAGUUGAAAGUUUACAAGAUUUGAAUACUGAACUCUUAUUGUUACGACAAACCGUCCCGAUGAGUUUAUUUUGUUUAAAUUGUCAAGAUGUAAAUGAUGAAUUAGUUAAACGUGUGUGGAAACUGCAUGAUCUAAUAGCUUCAUAUGAAAUGGAUGAAAAUCGUGAUGCAAACAAAAGAAUUUCUUGUCAGUAUGAUGAAAUAACGAACAGACUAGGUGAAACCCCGAUGAAUACAGAAGAUUUAGUGAAACUACAAACAUAUUUACGUGAAGUAGGCAAUACAUUGGUAUUUAAAUUGAAAGAAGAAGUAGCUGAAGCUGCAGAACGACUAAAUUUUCUAUUGGAUUAUGCUCUUUUAUCAUAUGAUGAUAUCAAAUUAAAUGCUACAUUAUUUAAUUGGCCUGAACAAAUUAUGACUAUAAUUGAUAAUACAAAUAUACGUUUAACAACAUUACGUGAAAAUGCUGAAGAUGAUUUAAAACAAAGAAUAAAAGACUUAGAAAAACGUAUAACUAAUGCAUGGGAUCGUAUUAAUUUAAUGCGUCGUCGUGAAGUAAUUUCACUUGAUGAAAUGCUAAAAUCUCAAUCAAUUCUUGAUGAUUUUCAAGCUGAUCUAGAAAGAUUUACAUUGGAUGCUGAACAAAUCAAUAAAGAAGAAAGUCUUGUUGGUUGGGAGCAAACAUCAUUCCCGCAAAUUGUAGAACUUAAACAACAAAUGGAACCAUUUGAUAAUUUAUGGCGUACUGCACUUGCAUUUGAUGUAUAUAAUAAAGAAUGGUUUGAAUCACCCUAUCAUACAUUGAAUCCAAAUGAGAUUGAACAACAAAUUACUGAUAUGUAUAGAAUAAUGCAUAAACUUACCAAAACUUUAACUGAACUACCAGGACCAUCUAAGGUGGCACAAAAAGUUAAGGAUAAACUAACUAAAUUUCAACAGUUUUUACCAAUUAUUCACAUUGUCUGUAAUCCAGGCAUACAAUCACGUCAUUGGGAUCAAAUGAGUGAAAUUGUAGGCUUUGAUAUUAAACCAAUGGAAGAUACUAAAUUAGUGACAUUUUUAGAAUAUGGUUUAAAACCAUAUUUGGAGCAAUUAGAAGAAGUUGGUGCUGGAGCUGCUAAAGAACAUCAGCUUGAAAUGGCUAUAGCUAAAAUGAAAGGUGAAUGGAGUUUAAUGAAGUUUGAAUUGAUAUCUUACAGGGAUACAGGAAUAUCUAUAUUAUCAGCAGUUGAUGAUAUACAAGUUAUAUUAGAUGAUCAUAUCAUUAAAGCACAAACAAUGCGUAGUUCACCAUAUAUUAAGCCAUUUGAAGAAGAAAUGAUUGCAUGGGAAUCAAAGCUGAUUUCAAUGAAUGAUAUAUUAGAUGUAUGGUUGAAACCCAUAUUUUCAUCUGAAGAUAUUUUAGCACAAAUGCCUGAAGAAGGCCGUAAAUUUGGUAUUGUCGAUGUAAUAUGGCGUGAAUUAAUGUCUGAGACAGCAUUAAAUCCAAAUUGUUUAGUAGCUACUGAUCAAAGAGACAUGUUAAAACGGUUAAAUGAUGCAUAUUUAUUACUCGAAGAAAUACAAAAAGGAUUAAAUGAUUAUUUAGAAAAGAAGCGAUUAUAUUUCCCACGAUUCUUCUUCUUAUCCAAUGACGAAUUAUUAGAAAUUUUAUCCGAAACAAAAGAUCCCCAAAGGGUUCAACCACAUUUGAAAAAGUGUUUCGAAGGUAUCAGUCGAUUAAUAUUUACAGAACAACAAGAAAUUAUUGGAAUGACAUCAGCGGAAUCUGAAUCAGUACCGUUUGUUACAAAAAUUCAUCCAGCUAAAGCUAAGGGUAUGGUUGAAAAAUGGUUAUUACAAGUUGAAGAUGUUAUGUUUAGCAGUUUAAGAAAAGUGAUUGCCGAUAGUGUUCAUGAAUAUCCUGAUAUUUUAAGAAAAAAAUGGGUAUUAGAUUGGCCAGGUCAAGUUGUUAUUUGUGUAUCAAGCAUUUAUUGGACAAAAGAAGUACAAGAAUCUAUUAAAAAUAAUCAAUUAACUGAAUAUCAUAAUAAAUGUAAUCAACAAAUAGAUGAUAUUGUACAAUUAGUAAGAGGAAAAUUAACUAGUGGUGAACGAAUAACAUUAGGUGCACUUACAGUAAUUGAUGUACAUGCACGGGAUGUGGUAACGUCUAUGGUUAAGAAUAAAGUGAGUUCAGUUCAAGAUUUUGAAUGGUUAAGUCAACUGAGAUAUUAUUUCUUACCAGAAGAAUCGAAUAAAGUAACUGUAUGCCAAAUAACAACUGAAUUAGAUUAUGGUUAUGAAUAUUUAGGCAAUACUCCAAGAUUAGUGAUUACACCAUUGACGGAUAGAUGUUAUCGAACACUUAUGGGUGCAUUAAAAUUAAAUUUGGGUGGUGCACCAGAAGGACCAGCAGGAACUGGAAAAACUGAAACAUGCAAAGACUUAGCUAAAGCUAUUGCAAAACAAUGCGUUGUAUUCAACUGUUCCGAUGGUCUUGAUUAUCGUGCAAUGAGUAAAUUUUUCAAAGGACUAGCACAAGCUGGUGCAUGGGCAUGUUUUGAUGAAUUCAAUCGUAUUGAAUUAGAAGUAUUAUCAGUAGUUGCUCAACAAAUUCAUUGUAUACAAACAGCUAUCAGUGCUGGAUUGAAACGUUUUGUAUUUGAAGGUACAGAAUUAAGCUUAAAUCCAACGUGUACAAUGUUUAUUACAAUGAAUCCAGGUUAUGCUGGGCGUCAAGAACUACCAGAUAAUUUGAAAGUAGAAGUAAUUGUGAAUAUUUCAAAGUCCUCAGACUUCAUAGCUAAUAUCACGAACUCACUUAAAUUAUCUAGUAAAAUUGUAGCUACAUAUCGUUUAUGCUCAGAACAAUUAUCAUCACAACAUCAUUAUGAUUAUGGUAUGCGUGCUGUUAAAUCAGUAUUAACAGCAGCUGGUAAUUUACGUCAAAAAUAUAUUAAUGAAGAUGAAUCAGUAUUAUUAUUAAAAGCAAUUAAUGAUGUAAAUUUACCAAAAUUUUUAUCAUAUGAUAUACCAUUAUUUGAAGGUAUUAUAUCAGAUUUAUUCCCUGGGAUACAAUUACCUAAAUAUGAUUAUAAUCAAUUUAUUGAUUGUUUACAUGAACAAUUAAAUAAUUAUCAAUUACAAUAUAUACCAUGGUACUUAAAUAAAAUUUUACAAAUUUAUGAAAUGAUACUUGUUAGACAUGGUUUAAUGAUUGUUGGUGAUACAUUAAGUGGUAAAACUAAAUCAUAUCAAAUAUUAGCUAAUACAAUUAAUAAAUUAAUUGAAACUAAUCAAAUUAAUAAUGAAUAUUUAGUACAAUAUAGUAUUAUUAAUCCAAAAUCAAUAACUAUAGGACAAUUAUAUGGACAAUUUGAUAUUGUAUCACAUGAAUGGUCCGAUGGUAUAUUAUCUAUUAUAUUUCGUGAAUAUGCUACAAUACAAGAUAAUAAACGUAAAUGGAUAUUAUUUGAUGGACCAGUUGAUGCUGUAUGGAUUGAAAAUAUGAAUACUGUAUUAGAUGAUAAUAAAAAAUUAUGUUUAAUGUCAGGUGAAAUUAUACAAAUGUCAUCAUUAAUGAAUUUAAUAUUUGAACCAGCUGAUUUAGAACAAGCUAGUCCAGCAACUGUAUCAAGAUGUGGUAUGAUUUAUAUGGAACCAGAACAAUUAGGUUGGAGACCAAUGGUUAAAUCAUAUAUAGAUUAUCAAUUACCAAAUAAUUUAAUAAAUGAAUUAAAAGAAUUAAUUAAUGAUCUUUUUGAAUGGCUUGUUGAUCCAUGUUUAGAAUUUAUACAAACUAAUUGUAGACAAUUAUUUUCUAUAUCUAAUUUACAUGCUGUUAAACAAUUAAUUACAUUAUUUGAUUGUUUAUUAGAUGAAAUAAGACAUUGGUGUACAUUAGAUCAAAAUACAGAAACAUCGGAAAUUGGUUCACCACAAGCGAAUAUGUCUGUUCAAACUGUUUAUUUACAAAUUCAAGCAUUAUUUCUUUUCUCAAUUGUGUGGAGUUUAGGAUCAUGUUUACCAACUGAAUCAAGAGGGAAAUUUGAUUUAUUUUUUCGUGAUCUAAUUUCUGGUACAAAUCAACAACAUCCUAAACCAAAAACAAUUAAAUUAACUAAAGCUAAUUCAUUUCCAGAACGUCAAACUGUUUAUGAUUUUUGGUUUGAUAAAAAAUCCCAAGGAUCAUGGACUGAUUGGAUUAAUUUUAAUUGGAAUCCAAUGAAAGCUGGACAAUGUUAUAAUCCUAAUGAAUCAUUAUCUAUAACAAAUUCUGAAAGUGGUAUACUGAAUUCAUCAAGUUCAAUUGGAAUUGAUAAUGAUUCACAAAGUGAUAUGAUUGUUAGUACAAUUGAAACUGAACGAAUGUAUUACUUUCUUAAUCUGUAUACAACACAUCGUAUUCCAUUACUUCUAGUUGGACCAACAGGAACUGGUAAAUCUGUUAUUGCUAAUAAUUAUCUUAUUCAAUUACCUAAAGAAAACUACUUACCAAAUAUUUUAAAUUUUUCUGCACGUACAACUGCUAAUCAAACACAAGAUAUUAUUAUGUCACGUUUAGAUAGACGACGUAAAUGUGUAUAUGGUCCACCUAUAGGUAAACAAUGUAUUGUAUUUAUUGAUGAUUUAAAUAUGCCAAUGAAAGAGAAAUAUGGCGCCCAACCACCUAUUGAAUUAUUACGUAUGUGGAUUGAUCAUAAUCAUUGGUAUGAUAGAAAAGAUAAUACAAAACAAUAUUUAGUUGAUGUACAAUUUAUGGCUGCUAUGGGACCACCUGGAGGUGGACGAAACAAUAUUACACCACGUUUAACUAGACAUACAAAUGUAUUAGGUGUCAAUGAAUUUGAUGAUCAAACAAUGUUAAAAAUAUUUACUACUAUUACCGAUGCACACUUUUCAAAUGGUUUUGAACCACAAUUUAUGCGAUUAAGUAAAAUAUUAGUUCAAGCAACAUUACAUGUUUACAAAUUGUCUAUAUCAACAUUUUUACCAACACCAGCUAAAUCCCAUUAUAUAUUUAAUUUACGUGAUUUUGCAAGAGUUAUUAAAGGCAUACGUUUAAUACCAUCAAGUAAUAUGAAAGAAGAAGAUAAAUUAAUGCGUUUAUGGAUACAUGAGGUAUAUCGUGUAUUCUAUGAUCGAUUAACAAUGACAGAAGAUGAAAAUCAUUUCUUUGAUAUUAUUCGUCAAACAUGUUCUGAUAUAUUUCGUACUAAUAUUGAUAAAAUAUUAAGUCAUUUAAGUUUAAGUGGACGUGUUACUGAUAAUGAUAUUAGAAAUUUAUUAUUUGGUAAUUAUAUACAAGAUGAUAGUUGCUAUGAUGAAGUAACUGAUUAUAAAUUACUUAUAAAACGUAUGGAAAAUUAUUUAAAUGAUUAUAAUACAAUUUCUAAAACACCAAUGAAUCUUGUUAUGUUUAAAUAUGCUAUUGAACAUAUUAGUCGUGUAGCGCGUGUUUUAUUACAAGAUAAUGGUCAUGCAUUAUUAGUUGGUGUCGGAGGUAGUGGUCGUCAAAGUGCUACACGUUUAGCUAGUCAUAUUGCUGAUCAUGAAUUACUUGUCAUUGAAAUAACACGUACAUACGGUGUAAAUGAAUGGCGUGAUGAUAUUAAACGUUUAUUACUUAAAACUGGUUUAGAAGCUAAAUCCACUGUAUUCUUAAUUACCGAUAAUCAAUUAAAGCAUGAAUCAUUUAUGGAAGAUAUAUCAAUGUUAUUAAAUUCAGGUGAUGUACCAAAUUUAUUCCCACCAGAUGAAAAAGCUGAAUUAAUAGAUAAAGUACAAAAUAUUGUACGUUUAGAAGCAAAAAAAGCCGGUGUUAAAAUUGAACCGGAUCCAUUAGCAAUGUAUACAUAUUUUACACAAAGAGUUAAAAAGCAUUUACACAUUGUAUUAGUAAUGAGUCCGAUUGGAGAUGCUUUUCGAUCACGGCUACGUAUGUUCCCAUCUUUGAUUAAUUGUUGUACAAUUGACUGGUUUCAUGUUUGGCCUGAAGAUGCAUUAGAAAUGGUUGCAAAUAAAUAUUUUGAAGGUAUUGAAUUCGCAGAAAAUAUACGUGAAUCAUCUGUUACUUUAUGUAAAUACUUUCAUGAAAGUGUAAGAAAAUUAGCUGAAAAAUUUUUAGAGGUAUUACGUCGACAUAGUUAUGUAACACCAACAUCAUAUUUAGAAAUGAUACUUACAUUUAAAAAAUUAUUACAUCAGAAACGGACUGAAUUAACUACAAUGCGUAAUCGAUAUUUAACUGGUUUAGAAAAAUUAGAAUUUGCUGCAAAUGAAGUUGGUAAAAUGCAAAUUGAAUUACGUAAUUUACAACCAUUACUUAUUGAGACAAGUACAGAAACUGAUAAAUUAUUACAUAAAAUUGCACAAGAAUCUGUUGAAGUUGAAGCACAACGUGAAAUUGUUGCAUCCGAUGAAAUGAUUGCUAAUCAAUCUGCAUCUAUAUCGAAAGCAAUUAAAGAUGAAUGUGAAUCGGAUUUAGCUGAAGCUAUGCCAAUAUUAAACGAUGCAUUAUCAUCUUUAGAUACAUUAAAACAAAGUGAUAUUACAUUAGUUAAAUCAAUGAAAAAUCCACCAAAUGUUGUAAAAUUAGUUAUGGAAGCUGUUUGUAUAAUGUUAAAUGAAAAAGCUGAUCGUAAACCAGAUGGUACAGGUCGAAUGAUUGAAGAUUAUUGGGGUCCAUCAUUAAAAUUAUUAAGUGAUUUGAAAUUUUUAGAUCGUUUAAAAAAUUAUCCAAUUGAUAAUAUUUCUAUAAAUAUUAUGAAAAAAAUUCGUGAUAAUUAUAUACCAAAUACAGAUUUUGAUCCAAAAAUUGUACGAAAUGCAAGUACAGCAUGUGAAGGUUUAUGUAAAUGGAUUAUUGCAUUAGAUAAAUAUGACAAAGUGGCUAAAAUUGUUGCACCGAAAAAAGAAAAAUUAGCUAUUGCUGAAUCUGAAUUAAAAGUCCAACUGGCUAAAUUAGCUGAAAAGAAAGCUGCGUUAGAUGAAAUUCAAGCGAAAUUUCAAGGUUUACAAGAUCAAUUAGAAGAAAUGCAAAAGAAGAAACAAGAUUUAGAAGAUAAUAUUGAUUUUGGAUUAGGUGGGGAGAAAACACGAUGGACUGAAGCUGCUGCAUUAUUAAAAGAACGAUAUGAAAAUAUAAUUGGAGAUGUUCUAUUAAGUGCUGGUGUUGUUGCCUAUCUUGGGCCAUAUACUGUUGAUUUUCGUUCUCGAAUACAAAAUGAAUGGCAUGAAUUAUGUCAAAAAUUAGAAAUUCCUUGUUCUGAAGUGUUUCGUAUCUCUGAUACAUUAGGUGAUCCUGUAAAAAUUCGUUCAUGGAAUAUUGCUGGACUACCAGUGGAUAGCUUUUCUACUGAUAACGGUAUAAUUGUUACAAAUUCUAAUAGAUGGGCAUUAUGCAUAGAUCCACAAGGUCAAGCUAAUAAAUGGAUUAAAAAUAUGGAAAAAGAUAAUAAAUUACAAAUUACUAAAUUAACUGAUACACAUUAUUUACGUACAUUAGAAAAUGCUAUACAAUUUGGUAUGCCUGUAUUAAUGGAAAAUAUUGGCGAAGAAUUAGAUCCAAUAUUAGAACCAAUAUUACAACGUUUAUUAUUUAAAACACAAGGAAGUUGGUGUAUACGCCUUGGUGAUAAUAUUAUUGAAUAUAAUUCAAAUUUUCGUUUUUAUAUCACUACACGAUUACGUAAUCCAAAUUAUUUACCUGAAAUUGCUGUCAAAGUAUGUUUAAUUAAUUUUAUGAUUACACCAAUUGGUUUACAAGAUCAAUUAUUAGGUAUUGUUACAGCGAAAGAGAAACCAAAAUUAGAAAUGAUUAAAAAUCAAUUAAUUAUUGAUACAGCUAAUAAUAAACGUCAAUUAAAAGAAUUAGAAGAUCAAAUAUUAGAAGUAUUAAAUACAUCACAAGGGAAUAUAUUAGAAAAUGAAAAUGCUAUUCAUAUAUUAAGUUCAUCAAAACAAUUAAGUAAAGAAAUAAUCGAAAAACAAUCUAUAUCAGAUAAUACACAAUUAGAAAUUGAUUCAACACGUAAUGUAUAUCGUCCAGUAUCUGAACAUGGUUCAUUAUUAUUUUUUUGUAUAUCAGAUCUAUCAAAUAUUGAUCCGAUGUAUCAAUAUUCAUUAACAUGGUUUAUUAAUUUAUUUAUAUCAUCUAUUUCUAAUAGUGAAAAAUCACCUAUUUUGGAAGAACGAAUUGAAUUAUUGAAUAAUCACUUUACACUUAGUGUUUAUCGAAAUAUAUGUCGAUCAUUAUUUGAAAAUCAUAAAUUAUUAUUUUCUUUAAUCAUGUGUUAUUCACUUAUGAAAAAUAAAGGGAAAGUAAAUGAAACAGUUUGGCGUUUUCUACUAACCGGUGGUGUUGCACUUGAUAAUCCUUAUCCAAAUCCAUAUCCUGAUUGGUUAUCAGAUAAAUGUUGGUCAGAAAUUGUACGUACUACAGAAUUACCAGGAUUAGAAGGAUUUAUGGAUAGUGUACAAUCUGCUCCAAAUGAAUGGAAAGCUAUGUAUGAUGAUUUAAAACCUCAUAGAUUUCCUAUUCCUGGAGAAUUUUCAAAAUUGGAUGGUCUUGAAAAAUUGGUUGUACUACGAUGUAUACGUCCAGAUAAAGUGAUUCCUGGAGUUCAAGAUUUUAUUGUACAAAAUCUUGGUCAACAAUUUAUUGAACCACCAACAUUUGAUUUACCCAGUUCAUUCGCUGAUUCCAAUUGUUGUUCACCAUUAAUAUUUAUAUUAUCACCAGGAGCUGAUCCAAUGAAUGCUUUAAUUAAAUUCGGUAUUGAUAUAGGAUAUACCAGGGAUCGUAUACAAACAAUAUCACUUGGUCAAGCUGUUAGUUGGAUGAAAUCAUUAGAGAAAAUUUGUGAAGAAACAAUUAUACCAAAUAAUGUAAACGAUAAAUUUCGUCUAUGGUUAACUAGUUAUCCAUCACCUGAUUUCCCUGUUACAAUAUUAGAAAAUGGUGUUAAAAUGACAAAUGAACCACCAAAAGGUUUACGAUCAAAUUUAUUACGUUCUUAUUUAAAUGAUCCUAUAUCAGAUCCAAUAUUCUAUGAUGGUUGUACAAAAAAUCCUAUAUGGCAUAAGAUGUUAUUUGGAUUAUGCUUUUUCCAUGCACUGGUUCAAGAACGACGUAACUUUGGUCCACUUGGUUGGAAUUGUACGACAAAUGAAGAUGUUUUAGAUCAGUAUGAUGAAAUUCCAUUUGAAGCAUUGACUUAUCUUACUGGUGAAUGUAAUUAUGGUGGACGUGUAACUGAUGAUAAAGAUAGACGAUUACUUAUUUCAUUAUUGGGUAUAUUUUAUAAUAAAAGAAUUAUUGAAGAAGAAAAUUACAAAUUUUCACCAUCUGGUAUAUAUUAUUGUCCUGAUGAUGGUACAGCCCAACAUUUUAUUGAUUAUAUACGUUCAUUGCCAUUAAAUCCAAUGCCAGAAGUUUAUGGUCUUCAUGAUAAUGCCGAUAUCACUAAAGAUAAUCAAGAAACUUUCCAAUUAUUUUCUGGAAUUUUAUUAACAUUACCAAGACAAAAAGAUACAGCUGGUAAAUCACCAGAAUCAAUUGUACAAGAAUUAGCUGCAGAUAUUUUAUCGAAACUUCCACCAGAUUUUGAUUUGAAAGAAGUAAUUAAUCAUUAUCCUGUCAAGUAUGAAGAAUCGAUGAAUACCGUACUUAGACAAGAAUUGAUACGAUUUAAUCGCUUAACUAGCGUUGUACGUACAACAUUAAUAGACUUACAAAAAGCUAUCAAAGGAUUAGUUGUUAUGUCAGCUGACUUAGAAGAUGUAUUUAAUUCAAUAUUAAUUGGAAAACUACCAAGUGUUUGGGCAGCGAAGUCAUAUCCAUCACUUAAACCUUUAGGAAGUUAUAUACAAGAUUUACUAUAUAGAUUGAAAUUUUUUGCUGAUUGGUUAACUUAUGAUACACCACCGGUAUACUGGAUAUCAGGUUUUUAUUUUACUCAAUCAUUUUUAACUGGUAUAUUACAAAAUUAUGCAAGAAAAUAUACAAUACCAAUAGAUACAGUUGGUUUUACAUUUGAUGUCACAUCAAAUUAUUUAAAUACAAUUAAUAUAUUAGACAAUAUAUCAACUAUACCAAAAUAUCCUAAACAAUCAUUCAAUGAAAAUAGACGUACAUCAUUAAUUAUGAAUAAUGAUGUUAAAUUACAAAGAUCAAAUGAACAAUUUAGUGAUUUUAUUAAACCAAAUGAUGGUGCUUAUAUAACAGGAUUAUAUUUAGAAGGUGCACGUUGGGAUUUAAUGAAUAAUUGUUUAAAUGAAUCAAAAUCAAAAAUAUUAUUUGAUAUAAUGCCAGUUAUCUGGCUUAUUCCAAAAAAGUUAAGUGAAAUCAAUCGUGAAUCAACUUAUACUUGCCCAGUCUACAAAACAUCUGCUCGACGUGGUGUUCUAUCAACUACAGGACAUUCAACAAAUUUUGUAUUAUAUAUUGAUUUGAAAACAAAUCAACCACAAGAGCAUUGGAUUAAUCGUGGUGUAGCUGCUUUAUGUCAAUUAGAUGAUUAGAAAGUGACAUCCGAAAGAAUAUAUGUUUAAAUGAAUAACAAAUAGUGAUAUGCUGAAUGUAGAGAACGUAGACAGUGAUAUCUAUAAAUAUUAGAAGUAAUAGGAGG
Schistosoma mattheei is the source of this 12245-nucleotide messenger RNA. NCBI's taxonomy places the organism in Eukaryota, Metazoa, Platyhelminthes, Trematoda, Strigeidida, Schistosomatidae. The record is from the annotation of a GenBank genome assembly.